CCUACUCGCGUGAACGGUUCGCGCCCGGUUCACCCUUAUGCACCAGGGCUUGCUACAAAAAAGUAGAAGCAGCAGCCAUGGCUCACCACUGAGUCCGCUUGUGUUUGAGCGUGACCUUAGCAAAGCAGCCAAGUGGUGACAGGAGAGGGGGACGCGAGUAGCUCAGUCAAGGCCAGCACGAGAGAAAGGCGGUGUCUACUCGAGAGGAAAGGAUAGAUAUGACACACCCAGACACCAUGGCCUCAGCACAUCUGCCACCACUGCCCCCGCUGCCUACAACCAGCGACGGCAGCGCCGUGGGCGCAGCAUCCUCAGAGUCAGCCGCCAGCUCCGCUUUACAAACAGCUUUGUUGGAUCGGCGAUCUGGGUAUGGAAAUGUACAUGGGCAUAGCGCCUCAGGCUCAGGAUCACGCUCGAGCUCGAGCUCCGGCCCGCGUGCAGCAGCAGCAAGCUCCUUCAAGGCAUCGGUUCUCCAGCUGGACCUUCGACGGAGCGGCUCGCGGGAGCACAGCGACAGCUCGUCGCUCGCAACUGAAUUCGGCUCGCUCUUCAGCGCUGAACAGCAACAACAACGACACGGCGUCGAUUUCUCGUUAUCGCGUGGCGCUCGCGAACUGGCCACGUUGCCGGGCGACACGUCUCACAUUUCCGUGCCCCCGCUGCGCAACCCGUUCAGCAGCAGACCAGGGACCAUCAGUGUGUCCUCCGAUUCCCCCGAGUCAUCGCUUCGCCAGCGCCCGCCAAGAUCCAUGCUGCCGCGCCAGCUGGCCCCUCCUUCCAGCCCUCUGCCGGACGUGCCCUCGUCGUCGCCAGAGCCAGAGCCAAGUCCAGCGCCUUGCCCUGGGGAGUCGAGUUCUUCGUCGCCUUCGCUGAGCAUGUCCUCGCAGUUUGACGCGGUACUUCUCGACGGCCCUCUGGCGAGAAGCCUUCAGGGUGCCUCGGCGGCCGCCGUGACAAAUAUAGAUGGCAUGGCAGGUAAUGUUGUUCUUGGUGGUGGUGUUGGUGUGCUUGACCUGUGCGCAUCGGUUGAGCGUGCAGCCCAAGUUGCAGCAAACGACUCCUUGCCUCCCCCUUCGUCGCAGCAGCAGGUGCGAAGCACCACCCCAACGCGUACACAAUCCCUGCGCCGAAGCGAGUCGCACUCAUCGAGUACGACGCCAGACUCGCCGUCGAAUCAAACCAGCUUCAAGCAAGCGGCGCAGAAUCUACAGCAACAGCAUCAAUCGCAGCAGGCACAGCAGCAGCAGUCAUCUUCACCGAGCUUGCAUGCGGCCCCCAUCUCGCUUGCGCACACGCGCCACCAGACGCGAGCAUCGAUCGACUCCUCGAGUAGUACGAGCGUACGAUGGCGUUCGCUUGCAUUCCUGGCGAGUGCCAUCUCUCUCGGGUCGUACAGCUCGGAUUGCCUGCACACUACUUCAGGUGCGGGUGGUGGCUCAGGUGGUGUAGCGCCCGAAAGUAGCUCUCGAACGACUGUCCCAAGCGGAGGAGGCAGUCGUCUGUCACUCGAUGGCCCCUCAUCUCCUCGGUCGAGCGGACGCAGCGGUAGUGGUCAUACGGCGUCUUCGUUCCCAUCCAGUGCAGCUGCGCGCGCAAGCAGCGGUAGUUCACGCUGCUCUUCCGAUGCGAUCGCUCCGUCCUCUAGCCCGCGGCACUCGUCAUCAGAGGAUGCAAGGAGGGCGCAGACCAGACAGGCUGACGGUUUAGGCGGUGCGGCCACGGAGGCGGUGCCAGCAGCAGCUGGGUUUCAGCAAGUCCCCAUCGGCGUAGAUGGGCAGGCCCAAGCCCCUGUUCCGAGCGGGAUUCCUGUGGCGUUGCCGAAAAUCAUCCAUGCAACCACUCAGGCAUACAUGGUCUCAGACGAUCGCAUCCGUCCCGAGGCGCUGGCGUCCCCGUUCAUACCCUCCGCCGUCACCGCCGCCGCCGUCGAGUCAGAGGCGCGUGCUCACGAGAGUAAGGUGAAGCGCAGCUUGGGCCUCGCGCGCUCCGGCAGCUUGGGCGGCGGGCGCAAGAGCGAGCCUCGCAAAACACGCUCGCACACGAACCUCCGGCAACAGGUGCAGGCAGCUGGUGUGUCCAGCGCUGAUGAUGCUGAGAUGCACUCGCCCCCCAUUCACUCGCCCCCCAUGCACUCGCCC
Messenger RNA from Tilletiaria anomala UBC 951, 2138 nucleotides. RefSeq lists its product as uncharacterized. Lineage: Eukaryota; Fungi; Basidiomycota; Exobasidiomycetes; Georgefischeriales; Tilletiariaceae. The transcript is spliced from 2 exons. The record is from RefSeq and is a predicted model, not a curated record. The annotation marks the transcript as partial.